AUGGCUCCCUCUGCGCUACCGGAAGAGCCACAGAUGUACGCAUCAACCAUCAACGAGAUGGCCCGCGGCCGAAAGUUCUUCCCCUCCCACAAGUUCAUCAUCAGUUGCGGCACCGUCACCGUCAACAUGAGCGCACGGCGCGUGCUGCUGGUCUACAACAAGCGCCACCGCAUCUACCAGCUCCCCAAGGGCCGCAAAAACAUUGGCGAGGACCUUCUCGCGGCCGCUCUACGUGAGACUGCGGAGGAGACGGGUGUCGCGGUGAGGCCGGUAACCCUGCGACUCAGAACAAGGGCCACGCCCGUUGGCGGGCCACCGGGAGCGCCGGAGGUGUCGGAGGAGGUUGUCGACACGGAGCCCGUCGCUGUGUGUCACUACCCGGACCCGGCUUCUGGCGCGAUGAAGAUGGUGUUUUAUUUCGUGGCCGAGGGAAACUGUGAUCUUGCGUCGGAAGGGGGGACCAGGGAGGAUCGGGUCAAGUUUGAUGUGGUCUGGGUCGAUGCCGCCGAAGCGGCUGAUAUUUUGGCGUUUAAAGAGGACGGAAUGGUCGUUGAAAAGGCGUUGGAUGAUCUAAGGGCUUCUGGGUAUGACCCUUAA
This is a messenger RNA of Colletotrichum spaethianum, 597 nucleotides long. RefSeq lists its product as uncharacterized. The record is from RefSeq and is a predicted model, not a curated record. The transcript has a single exon. NCBI's taxonomy places the organism in Eukaryota, Fungi, Ascomycota, Sordariomycetes, Glomerellales, Glomerellaceae. Gene Ontology annotation, biological process: AMP biosynthetic process; ATP biosynthetic process. Gene Ontology annotation, molecular function: bis(5'-nucleosyl)-tetraphosphatase (asymmetrical) activity. Bases 1 to 597 code for a protein of 198 amino acids.